AUGGAUCCGAGGCUUCUGUGGCUCGACCUGACCCUUCAGGAAACACGGGACCUGGGCGAGAGCCUUGCACCGCCGCCGGUGCUGUUUGGCCACGCCAGCAAUACCGAUUUGCAGAGAACUCCCGAAAACAGAGCCUACAUGUUCGCCAAUGCUCUGGCUGACAACUUACAGAGAACAGAACACCCCCAGUCCGAGGACUCCAUCAGCUUGUCGCUCACGGCACAGGAGCUUACGUUGGAGGAAAGCAAAACGUACAUGCGCUGGUACCUGGACAUCUUGGCCCGGACCAAUCUGCGGACAAUCUCCAUGAACGACGUGUACCAGUUUCUCAGCAACUUCCGGCUUCUGGCCGACGCUCAGGAGAAAAUCAACCGCUUGUUCUCCAAGAUCCUACAUCUGAUCAACAUUGGCGAGUUCUUUGCCUUGCUAAGGGUUGUCUCGCAUACCUUGGCUGGCGAGGAGCCCAGUCGAAGGCUUAUCAAGAUCCAGACCUCGGUGCCUACGCCCCCGUCGAUUUUGCUGAAAAAGCGCCAGAAUGACGACGAGGAGGAGCCCAAGGAGCCCGAGCCGGUGGCUGAACUGCCCUCGAAGCCUCUUGACCUCGACCUGUUCACCCAGUUCAUGCUCACCGGUGAACGUCCCGACGAAAGAAUACCGAAGAAACGCUCCAAGAAGCUCAAGCUGGUCAAGUUCAGCGACCAGAUCGUCACAGACGUCCACGAUCCCGCCUCCGACAGACAGCAGAACGCUCAACCUCCAGGCGAGCUCGACUAUCUGCUCCCUAUGGACCAGCUCAUGAAUAGACUCAAUGCCUCCAAGGCAGGCCCUUCUGGAAGCAGUCUACAGGUGCCUCGCUCGUCACCGGGCCCAAUUCACUCGCCCGACCCUGAAGAAAAGCAAAUUCUUCGUGAUAUGGAGCCCCAGAUGAACCAUUUCCAGAACUUGAACUCGGUCGACACCAUGCUGGUCGACGGUGUCCCAGCAAACAUCCAUUUGGGCAGACAGGGCUACACUCCGCUGCCCCAAGAGGGCCUGCUGCUGCCUCAGCCCCAGCUUCUCCAGCCGAACAUGACUGGACCAGCGCAAAUGGCCCAACUCAUUGGACGCCCCGAAAACGAGCCCCAGCCUUCGCCGCUUCGAUCACAAGUUACGGGACCUAACGACAUGGCCCGUUUCCUACCGCCCGAACAGAAUGGCGAAAACCAGCCUCGUGUUUCGCUUCAAUCGUUCACUUCUCAAAUGACCGGCGAUACUCUCGACAAUACCGCCCAUAACGCACGCAUAGCUGAUGCAAAGCUGCCUCCACCUCCACCACCGGUCCCUGCAAGACGCUCUCGCUCGGUCUCGCAGCCAAACUCGGUUCAGAUCGAUCAGCAUUCCUACCAGCAUGAACCCACUAACGGCGAUUACAACAACGAAGCAUCUCAACGUCACAGAUCAGCAUCUCUUUCGCCAGCAAUUAACGGACCUCCAGUUCCGCCUAGAUCUCCGCUCAACUCUCGCCCUGGACCACCACCUCCUCCACCUUCAAGAAGAAGAGGAAACUCCAACGCUGUCGCUGAUGAUAGGCCACCUUUGCCUCCUAAAGUACCCGAACAGCAGAUAUACCAGAACCUGGACGGCAGCUCCAGUACAGCCAACAUACUAGACGAUUUGAAGGCCCUCCAGGAAGAAGUCGACAAGAUUAGAGACAUGACUGGCGGGUUUUAA
Messenger RNA from Candidozyma duobushaemuli, 1710 nucleotides. RefSeq lists its product as uncharacterized. The coding region runs from base 1 to 1710 and encodes 569 amino acids. The transcript has a single exon. Lineage: Eukaryota; Fungi; Ascomycota; Pichiomycetes; Serinales; Metschnikowiaceae. The record is from RefSeq and is a predicted model, not a curated record.